GGCGAAGAGUUUCAACCAACACAGAGAGCUCCUCUCCAAACCUCUCCCUUCUCUCCACCAGGAGACUAGGGUUAGAGAGAGAGAGAGUGAGACAAGAGCAAAAACAAUCUCUCGCCCCACUGUUAUACCAAGUUUGCAUCCAUCUCAUAUCCCUCUAUAUAUCUUUGUAUCACGAUGGCAGGCCUAUCCCUAGAGCACCCUUGGGCAUUCGCCUUCGGCCUCCUAGGCAACAUCAUCUCUUUCACAAGCCUCCUGGCCCCCAUACCAACAUUCUACCGGAUCUUCAAGAGCAAAUCCACGGAGGGGUUCCAGUCGGUGCCCUACGUCGUGGCCCUGUUCAGCGCGAUGCUGUGGAUCUUCUACGCGCUGGUGAAGACUGGUGAGGGCCUCCUCAUCACCAUCAACGCUGCCGGCUGCGUCAUCGAGACCGUCUACAUCGUCAUGUACCUCGUCUACGCCCCCAGGAAGGCCAAAAUUUUCACAGCCAAGAUCGUCCUCCUACUCAACAUCGCCGGCUUCGGGCUCAUCCUCCUCCUCACCCUCUUUGCCUUCCACGGCGAGACACGCGUCGUCUCGCUCGGCUGGAUCUGCGUCGGCUUCUCCGUUUGUGUCUUCGUCGCCCCUCUCAGCAUCAUCGGACGAGUCAUCAAGACCAAGAGUGUGGAGUACAUGCCCUUCUCCCUCUCCCUCACGCUCACCCUCAGCGCCGUCGUCUGGUUCCUCUACGGCCUACUCAUCAAGGACAAAUAUGUCGCGCUCCCAAACAUCCUUGGCUUCACCUUCGGGAUGAUCCAGAUGGCCCUUUACAUGUUCUACAUGAACGCGACACCGGCAGUGAGCAAUCUCAAGGAGGGGAAAGAGGGAUUGAAGAAGCCAGCGGAGGAGCACGUUGUCGUAAUCAACGUUGGUAAGAUCGAAAAGAGCUCCGGCGCUGUGGUUCGCCCGGUCACCGAGAUGCACAACGCCAUCCCCAGCAGAUGCGCUGCUGAGGCGGCGGCACCAGGGCAACAAGUGAUGGCGCUGGACUAUGCCCGUUCCGUCGACGUGGUCUAGAUUUACGCAUGCAGGGCAUGCAUGAUGCCUCUGUUCUGUUAAAUCAACUUCUUGACUGUAUGAGGCACGAUAUUUGUUAACGAGACCGACAUGGCUAUAUCCUAAGGCAAGGGCUACUGGCGCUCCUCUCCAAGACACCCCAACACUGGCCACCCGGGCGCUGGCACACGCCGCCAGCUCCUCCGUGUAUUUAUUGUAUCAAUUUGUUGUGAGUUAAAAGUAUGGUGCCCCCUCCUCAUCAUUAUAUAAGAGGCCUAGAAUACAACGUGUAUGACUCCAGCACAAA
Messenger RNA from Triticum dicoccoides, 1339 nucleotides. Its product is annotated as bidirectional sugar transporter SWEET13-like. The transcript is spliced from 5 exons. Gene Ontology annotation, biological process: carbohydrate transport. Gene Ontology annotation, cellular component: membrane. Lineage: Eukaryota; Viridiplantae; Streptophyta; Magnoliopsida; Poales; Poaceae. Gene Ontology annotation, molecular function: sugar transmembrane transporter activity. The coding region runs from base 175 to 1053 and encodes 292 amino acids. The record is from RefSeq and is a predicted model, not a curated record.